Prunus avium (sweet cherry) is the source of this 2130-nucleotide messenger RNA. RefSeq names its product protein PUTATIVE RECOMBINATION INITIATION DEFECT 1-like. Gene Ontology annotation, biological process: meiotic DNA double-strand break formation. The record is from RefSeq and is a predicted model, not a curated record. Lineage: Eukaryota; Viridiplantae; Streptophyta; Magnoliopsida; Rosales; Rosaceae.
ACAAUGUACUUCGACGACUCACAGUCGCAGCAGCUCCUCCGAGACUACAAUGAAAAUGAAGAAGAAGAAGCUUCGAAUUCCGUUGUGUCACCGAGAACGUGCUCAGAGGGCCACAGAUCCACGCUCUUGCUCCGAACCAAGCAAGGCGGCUCCAUCUGCUUGCUCUGCUUCUCCAACCUCAUCUCCAACCCCCAAUCCUCCACCGUCCACGUGUCCUACGCCCUCUCUCAGCUCUCUCAGGCCAUCUCCUCCGACCCCCCCUUCCUCCGCUCUCUCGUCGACUUCCAUCCUCACUUCCUCGUCUCGCCUCUCGUUCAUGCUCUCUCUUCCUUCGACGACGACCCCAUCGCACGACAAGUCGUCCAUCUCAUUUCCGCUCUCUGCGAAUCUUCCGGUGCCUCGAUCUCUGCUGACUUCGUCGCUAGGGUUUCCGACCGCCUCUCAUCUGGUGCCUUGGCCUGGAGUCGCCGUCAGCUUUAUACGCUUCACUGCUUAGGGGUUUUGUUAAACUGCCAGCAGAAUAAUCCUUACGCUCACAUUAGAGACAAAUAUGGUCUCAUUACCAAUCUUGUUGAAGGUCUUCAAUUGCCAAGUGAAGAGAUUCGGGGAGAAAUCCUGUUUGUUCUAUACAAGGUAUCCGUUCUCCAAUACGCAUCAGAGGUUGGUGAUGGAACUGAUUUUUUAUUUGCCUUUUGCCCCAAGCUAUUGCGCUUGUCUCUAGAGGCCCUCAUGAAGACCCAAAGCGAUGAUGUCCGCUUGAAUUGUGUAGCAUUCUUGACAGUGUUGGCUCUGAGAGGGCUUUUCGGGGCUGCAUAUGCAGUUGAUAUAAACAGCAUGAGUUCGUCCGAAGGAGAUAGCUUUGAGCAAGCAACAGAAGAUGGAAAAGAUGCAAAUCCAAUGAAUAUAUUGUUUACGGAAGCCAUCAAAGGCCCAAUGCUUUCAACAGACAGCCAAGUCCAGAUCAGCACACUUGAUUUACUGUUUCAUUACAUGUCCUCCUGGGAAGGCACUUCAGGCAAAGAAGCCCAAUUCCUAGUGGAAGAGAACAUUGCAGAUUAUGUAUUUGAAAUACUAAGAUUGUCAGAAUGCAAGGAUCCAGUGGUCAAAUCUUGUGUUCAGGUACUUGACAUUUUAUCAAAAGCUGAGCAAGCUUUCAAACAGAGGCUUGUUGUUGGGUUUGCAACUUUGGUUCCAGUACUAAAUUAUGUAGCUGACAUUCCUUUCCAUCCAGUUCAAAAUCAGACAUUAAAACUCAUUCUGAACUGCAUAUCUGAUUGCCCUGGAAUGGUAUCCUCCUCUCAUAUAACAGAGCUAGUACCUGUUCUAGCAAAGAUGCUUAAAAAGCAUUCUGAUGGGGAGAUAGGCAUGCUUGAGGAGACAUUUAUAUUGACCUGCUCAGUUGUUGUAGCUAUUGUCAGAACUCCAUCUGUUCAUGGGAAUUUGAAUCUACAAAUUUCAAUUAAAGAAGCAAUGCAACAUGCUGUAUCAGCUUGUCUAAGUAUCUCGGAGAAGAAUCCUUGUAAACUUUUGCAUUCCUUGUUCCUACUUAAGGAGGUGUAUAAUAUUUAUAGUCGUGAAGGAAAUUCUACUGACUCCACUAAAGCGGAACUACGACAAUUUAUUGUAAAUGUAUGUACAAAACAUUUGUUACCUUGGCUUGGAACCAACUUCAAUGAAAUGGAUGAGGAAACUGUCCUUGGAGUAUUGGAAACAUUUCAUUCGAUACUGCUUCAGGAUUCCAAUAAUCAAGUAGCAGAACUCGCAGAGAACCUAGUUUCAAGCAGUUGGUUCAGUUUGUCGUUUGGAUGCCUAGGUUUAUUUCCCACAGAAAAGAUGAAAUGGAGAGUGUAUCUGAUGCUCAGUUCACUGGUAGAUGUUCUUGUGGGAAAUGAUUCUGGGCAACCUAUUAGAGAUGCUACUUUAUGUCUCCCAUCUGAUCCCAUUGAUUUGCUCUUUCUACUUGGGCAAAAGAACUCCCGUAAUCUGGAAUUAUCUUCUUGCCAAUCUGCCAUUUUGCUGAUUUUAUACACCAGUUCUUUAUAUGAUGAAAGACUUGCAGAUGAUAAGUUGGUUUUAGCUUCUCUAGAGCAAUAUAUUCUGGUCAACAUGGAAAGAACAGUCAUAUGGUAA